Messenger RNA from Micropterus dolomieu (smallmouth bass), 2129 nucleotides. RefSeq names its product phosphoribosyl pyrophosphate synthetase 1B (gene prps1b). Gene Ontology annotation, biological process: purine nucleotide biosynthetic process; ribonucleoside monophosphate biosynthetic process; 5-phosphoribose 1-diphosphate biosynthetic process. The transcript has 7 exons. The record is from RefSeq and is a predicted model, not a curated record. Gene Ontology annotation, molecular function: ribose phosphate diphosphokinase activity; magnesium ion binding; ATP binding. NCBI's taxonomy places the organism in Eukaryota, Metazoa, Chordata, Actinopteri, Centrarchiformes, Centrarchidae. The coding region runs from base 182 to 1144 and encodes 320 amino acids. Gene Ontology annotation, cellular component: ribose phosphate diphosphokinase complex; cytoplasm.
AGAGGCGUGAUGUGUGGGACAUAAUGGUGGAUAGGUAGGGAAGACACUUAAGCUCGGUAAGAGUAGCUCAUCAACUGUUGAUCCAUUUCCAGUUGUUGUCUUGGACUCGACUCCUCCGACUCGACAGCUGUUCGCUGCCGCCGCCCUCUCGGACUGAACGACGCCCUGGACCGCAAAAAAAAUGCCGAAUAUCAAAAUAUUUAGCGGGAGCUCACAUCCGGACCUGUCUCAGAAAAUAGCAGACCGCCUGGGUCUCGAGCUGGGGAAGGUUGUUACGAAGAAAUUUAGCAACCAAGAAACAUGCGUGGAGAUAGGGGAGAGCGUACGUGGGGAAGAUGUCUACAUCGUGCAGAGUGGCUGUGGGGAGAUCAAUGACAAUUUGAUGGAGCUGCUGAUCAUGAUCAACGCCUGCAAGAUUGCCUCAGCCUCCAGGGUCACGGCUGUCAUCCCCUGCUUUCCGUAUGCCCGGCAAGACAAGAAGGACAAGGUGGGGAGCCGUGCUCCUAUCUCUGCCAAGUUGGUGGCAAACAUGUUGUCAGUGUCAGGCGCUGACCAUAUCAUCACUAUGGACUUGCACGCCUCACAGAUACAGGGAUUCUUUGAUAUCCCUGUUGAUAACUUGUAUGCGGAGCCAGCUGUGCUGAAAUGGAUCAAAGAGAAUAUCCCAGAAUGGAAAAACUGUACCAUCGUUUCACCCGACGCAGGAGGAGCCAAGAGGGUCACCUCAAUAGCAGAUAGGUUGAAUGUCGACUUCGCUCUUAUUCACAAGGAGAGGAAAAAGGCAAACGAGGUGGACCGCAUGGUUCUCGUUGGAGAUGUGACAGAUCGGGUUGCUAUUCUAGUGGAUGACAUGGCUGACACAUGUGGCACAAUCUGCCAUGCCGCUGACAAACUCAUUUCUGCUGGUGCCACCAAGGUGUAUGCCAUCCUGACCCAUGGCAUCUUCUCUGGCCCAGCUAUUUCACGCAUCAACAAUGCCUGCUUUGAAGCUGUGGUGGUCACCAAUACAAUCCCUCAGGAGGAGAAGAUGAAGCAUUGUCCCAAAAUACAGGUUAUUGACAUUUCCAUGAUCCUUGCUGAGGCCAUCCGAAGAACUCACAAUGGCGAGUCAGUGUCGUACCUGUUCAGCCAUGUCCCCUUGUAACAAAUGGUGUCUACCAUCUACUGUGUGCUGUUACACCAAAUAAGAGAAGAGGGAACUCCCAAACACAACCAUUGGCAAAAAUGUUCUGCUAACUAACCGUAAAUGUCUGUUACUAAUGCUGACUCUUGCCACUUGAGCAGUGGCCCCUUCAUGUCUUGGGCUCCAAAGCAAUCGCAAGCUACCAAUUUAGGCUAGCGUUAUUUAUUGUACUUGGAUAAAUAAGUCUUUAUCCACGGUGAACUAUGUCACCCCUUCCAUCACAUUUAGAUACAGAGUUUCUCCUGACCAUUUCACCUAACCAGAAAUAAUUUCAAUUUGUUGUCAAAGAGCUUGUAUAACUAUCCCUGGGAGGUUCCAGUGGUCAGGAGAAGCAUCUGCCUUAUAAAGCCGUUCCAUAGCUGUUUGUUAUAAUUAACAAGUGUAGUUUUUCAUGUUGUAUCCUCUGCUGUCUGAAAGAUUAUAAUUAAUGAAUGUAUUGAACUAGUUUACAGUACGACCUGAAGCUCCACUCAACCAAGAGUGCCUCAACAGUCUGAAAUAAAAUUACUUUUUUCUUCCACCUCCCCCCAACCCCCCCACCCCCCUCCGCCUUUUUAACUGUUGUUUUCCCACUGGAUGAUGAACUUCCAUGUGUCUUAUCAUGCUGUAGAAGAUUCUUUGUGAUGUUUCUUUCAACUCUUGAGGUGCCCUCAUUGAGUGGGGUUUGCCCAGUGUCCAGGGUUCACCCUUCAAGGUUCCGCGUUGAAGGUCUUUCUAUAGAGAAACAAUCUGGAUUUUAGUUUGGGGUCUCUGCAGGCUGGAGCUUCCGUCAGAAAUGUUCACCUGCUUUUUUUUUUUUUCAUUUGGGUGUGUUUUUAUGUCUGGAGAAAUGAUUUGUCCAUUAAUGUGCAUAUUGCAAAUUUUUGUGUUUACUUUUUCAGUAGGGCGAAUGCACCAGUUAUCCAAGGAUGCAUUCUUAAUAAAAAUUUAAAAGCGUAAAAUCUUA